Messenger RNA from Drosophila biarmipes, 1940 nucleotides. It is a transcript of the gene TfIIFalpha, whose product is annotated as general transcription factor IIF subunit 1. Gene Ontology annotation, cellular component: transcription factor TFIIF complex; nucleus. Bases 126 to 1862 code for a protein of 578 amino acids. Gene Ontology annotation, molecular function: TFIIF-class transcription factor complex binding; RNA polymerase II general transcription initiation factor activity; DNA binding. Gene Ontology annotation, biological process: positive regulation of transcription elongation by RNA polymerase II; transcription initiation at RNA polymerase II promoter. The record is from RefSeq and is a predicted model, not a curated record. Lineage: Eukaryota; Metazoa; Arthropoda; Insecta; Diptera; Drosophilidae. The transcript has 4 exons.
CAGGCUCAUCACUAGGAAAUCCAGCACUUCUGCCCGCGACUUGAAAUAGUUCGGAAAAUAUAUUAGAAUAGCCGUUAAUUAGGAACAUAUGAUAGUUAUUAAGCGUUAUAGUGGAACAUAUAAGCAUGUCGAGUGGGUCGAAGUCGACGCCGAGCGCUGCUAGCGGGGGCUCCACGUCCGCAGCUGCCGCAGCCGCUGCCUCCGUCGCCUCAGGAUCCGCCUCCUCCUCCUCCAACGUGCAGGAGUUCAAGAUCCGGGUGCCCAAGAUGCCCAAAAAGCACCAUGUGAUGAGGUUCAACGCCACGCUAAACGUCGAUUUCGCCCAGUGGCGCAAUGUGAAACUGGAGCGGGAGAACAACAUGAAGGAGUUCCGGGGCAUGGAGGAGGACCAGCCCAAGUUCGGCGCUGGAUCGGAGUACAACCGGGAUCAGCGCGAGGAGGCGCGGCGAAAGAAAUUUGGAAUUAUAGCGCGAAAGUACCGUCCGGAGGCGCAGCCUUGGAUCCUGAAGGUUGGCGGCAAGACCGGAAAGAAGUUCAAGGGCAUCCGCGAGGGCGGCGUGGGCGAGAAUGCCGCCUUUUAUGUAUUCACCCAUGCACCAGACGGCGCCAUCGAGGCCUAUCCCCUGACCGAGUGGUACAACUUCCAGCCCAUUCAACGAUACAAAUCCCUGUCGGCGGAGGAGGCCGAACAGGAAUUCGGUCGCCGCAAGAAGGUGAUGAACUACUUCUCCCUUAUGUUGCGGAAGCGUCUGCGCGGCGACGAGGAGGAGGAGCAGGAUCCAGAGGAGGCCAAGCUGAUAAAGGCAGCCACCAAAAAGUCCAAGGAGCUCAAGAUCACUGACAUGGACGAAUGGAUCGAUUCCGAGGAUGAGUCCGACUCGGAGGACGAGGAGGACAAGAAGAAGAAGGAGCAGGAGGACAGCGACGACGGAAAGUCCAAGGGCAAGGGCAAGAAGGGCGCAGACAAGAAAAAGAAGAAGCGGGAUGUGGAUGACGAGGCUUUCGAAGAGUCGGACGAUGGUGACGAGGAGGGUAGAGAAAUGGACUACGACACCAGCUCCAGUGAAGACGAACCAGAUCCGGAGGCAAAGGUGGACAAGGACAUGAAGGGAGUGGCCGAGGAGGAUGCACUGCGGAAGUUGCUUACAUCCGACGAAGAGGAGGAGGACGAGAAGAAGUCUGAUGAGUCCGACAAGGAGGACGCCGAUGGCGAGAAGAAAAAGAAGGAAAAGGGCAAGGACGAGGGAUCCAAGGACAAAAAGAAGAAGAAACCGUCCAAGGACGACAAGAAGGGCAAGUCAAACGGCAGCGGAGACUCGUCCACAGACUUCAGCUCCGACAGCACGGACUCCGAGGACGACCUCAGCAAUGGGCCGCCCAAAAAGAAGACCACCUCCAAGGACAAAGACAAGGAGAAGGAGAAGGAAAAAGAAAGCGCUGCCAGCAGCAAGGCCUCGACCAGCAGCAGCAGCAACGCCAACAAAUCGCGCUCGGCUACGCCCACGCUCUCGACGGAUGCCAGCAAGCGCAAGAUGAACAGCCUGCCCAGCGAUCUCACCGGCUCGGACACCAGCAACAGUCCCACCAGCACCCCCGCGAAGAGGCCCAAGAACGAGAUCAGCACCUCGCUGCCCUCUUCCUUCUCUGGCGGCAAAGUCGAGGACUACGGCAUUACAGAGGAGGCAGUGCGUCGCUAUCUCAAGCGAAAACCCCUUACAGCCACCGAGUUGCUUACCAAGUUCAAGAACAAGAAGACGCCGGUCUCGAGCGACCGGUUGGUCGAGACCAUGACGAAAAUCCUGAAGAAGAUAAAUCCCGUCAAGCACACCAUCCAAGGGAAAAUGUAUCUCUGGAUCAAGUAGCCUGCAGUCGUGUGAUUUUAAUAUUUUACCAUCCAAAUGCACUAUUGUUCCACUUAAUAUAUUCUCAACCAUUUGAAA